AUGCGUGAGUUGGUCUCCAGGCCAUUGGAAAAUUCCCUACUUUCAGCGUUUUUUUUUUGUUGUGAGUAGAGCUUGUGGAAGAAAUUUUAUUGUUUUUCGGACCGAAAUUUGGCCAAAGUUCGGGUGUUUUGGGGUCGGCUUGGUGCGCUUCCUUACAAACACUGCUAUUUUCGCCGAAAAUUGGAUGAAAUUUAUAUUGUAGUGAGCAAAAAUCGAGAUUUAACAGGGGAAACAAAGAAGUUUUGUACUUUGCCAAGUACACAGACCUUUAAUAAUGACGAAUACCAGACCUAACGCCUGUUUUCUUAUCCACUUUUAGAUUUUUUCAAACAAUUUUACGUCAUGAUCGACUGCCCUAUAGAAUCUCAAUUUUUCAGUCAAGACGGCAACGCAUGGCCAAACGAAAAGUGUUAUGCGACGUAGUGCCGAUGAAGACGAAGCGAGUGCGAGCAGCGAGCAGCCGCUCGAUGCAGCCGAGGCCUUUGCCAACGAGCAGGAGGCAGCGUUGAUUCGGUUCGCUCACUUUGAUAACCUCGGCGACGCCUGCGAUAAGGAGGUGGGCGGGAAGGGCGUAAGUGUUUCACAUGUUUCUGUUCGAUCUUUAGAUGGAAAUACGUCGAAGAUUAUGUGGGUAGAUGGUCGAAAAGACCGUCAUUUCUUUUUGUUUCGCCGUCUUCUUCCCCGAUUUUUAGUCCACCCAUAAAAAGCCAAUGCACUUGGCAGAAAAACAGCCAAAAAAACGGCGUGCAGCCGAUCAACAGCCACGAUGUUUUCUUUGGAAUGUUUGGCUUGCACUUUUGUUUUGAUAACAUCAAUAAAGUUGUAAGAGACAGGCAUCGUAUCAAAAAUCAUGACUUUUUACAAAUGUGCUAUCUGUAGGCGCCAUGCGAAAUGGGAAAAUGGCUCUAGCCGGCUUCAAAAAGUGGCAUCGCGUUAGUUUCAUCGUUGCAGGCAAACAUAAGGUAGCCAGGAAGUUUUAUGAACCCCUAUCUUCAUUAUUUUAUAUUACACUUGACAUAAAAGGGCCCACAAAGUAACUAAAUACUUUAAGACUAGUCCCAAACUUAUGACUAUCUUUACAGGACACAUGCGAGCAUGUGGACGACCGCUUCUUCGACUCCAGCGACUAUCGCUGCUGUUUCCGCGUCUUUCACGCCAAGAUUGGCGCUUUCGCGUUCUGCACCUGGAUCAUUCAAGAAGUUUUGUUGGCCUCGUUCUUUCUACUUGCUCAAAAGGAAUUCAAGGAAGGGGAUCCGUCCACGAAUUCGAUAAUGCUCCUCGUUUGUCGUGGCAUUCAAAUUCCGACGAUUGCCAUUGCAUUCCUGGCGCUUUAUCGGUACAAACAAAAGUGGUUGUUGCCCUUCAUUGUUGUUCAGGUAGGAAGUCGGGCUUAGAAUGAUGAAUUUUUUUUUAUUCCCUCUGGAUAUUGCACAUGAUGACUAAAAAAAAAUUGUCGAAUUUUCAGUUCACUGCCGGUAUUUUUGCGGACAUCUCGACGUUGUUGAUCUUCGUUAGCUACUUGGAGCAGAAUGGAUACAGAUUUUUGUUUGAUGAGCAUUGGAAAUGGUUGAAUAUCGUGCUCCCUUUGUUCGCCUACGUCGCAAUAAUUGUGUGGCUGGCAUGGGUGAUGUAUCGGUAAGUCAUCACUUCUUUUAUUCAAUCCCACUCUUAGAUGCUAUCAGUUCAUCGGCGCUCGUGUUGAACAUGACGAACGACGGAAGCUGGAAAAAGAGCGCCAACAACAAAUGGAAGAGGAGCUCAUGCAACAUUGCGGUAUUAAUGUUGAUGAAAUUGGAGAACUGGACAGUAAUGGCGAGAAUGUGAAUGCAAUCUUCGAACACCGUUCGGCCUCGCCGUCGCCUCCUCCCUCGCUGAAGCAUGGGAUUCCGUUGCAGCGCAUGGUUCGAAGUCCAAGCAAUCAAAUCGAAGGCAGUAUUGUGGGAGCGGCUUCAAUGAAUGUCACCCCACAUUUCCAUGUGUUUCAGCGGCCCGAACGAACGGUGAAACAAUGGCAUCACACGGGGAGUCUGCAGCAGCUGCAACAGUUGGGCAGAAAGCCUUCGAGUGCGCGGAGACUCCUGAGUUUGACCGGAAACGCCCCUCCACUUCGGCGGCUGGCUCAUGAGCAAAGCGAGCCCACGCUAAUGUUGCUUCAGCAGCGUCCCAAAUUUUAG
Messenger RNA from Bursaphelenchus xylophilus (pine wood nematode), 2174 nucleotides. The record is from the annotation of a GenBank genome assembly. Lineage: Eukaryota; Metazoa; Nematoda; Chromadorea; Rhabditida; Aphelenchoididae.